This is a messenger RNA of Trichechus manatus latirostris (Florida manatee), 1238 nucleotides long. RefSeq names its product phosphatidylethanolamine binding protein 1 (gene PEBP1). The transcript is spliced from 4 exons. The coding region runs from base 89 to 652 and encodes 187 amino acids. Lineage: Eukaryota; Metazoa; Chordata; Mammalia; Sirenia; Trichechidae. Gene Ontology annotation, biological process: negative regulation of MAPK cascade. The record is from RefSeq and is a predicted model, not a curated record.
GCUGGGCUGCUCUGAGUCGGUGCUGCUGGGCUGUCGCGCGCUUCGCCAGUUGCUGCAUUCCCGAUUGCCCGCUCCGCUCGGCCCCGCGAUGCCGGUGGACCUCAGCAAGUGGUCCGGGCCCUUGAGCCUGCAGGAAGUGGAUGAGCGUCCACAGCACCCGCUGCAGGUCAAAUACGCCGGGGCAGAUAUCGACGAGCUGGGCAAAGUGCUGACGCCCACCCAGGUUAAGAACCGCCCUACCAGCAUUAUAUGGGAUGGCCUGGAUUCAGGUAAACUCUACACCUUGGUCCUGACAGACCCAGAUGCCCCCAGCAGGAAGGACCCCAAAUACAGGGAAUGGCACCAUUUUCUGGUGGUCAACAUGAAAGGCAACGACAUCAGCAGUGGCACAGUCCUCUCUGAUUAUGUGGGCUCUGGGCCUCCCAAGGGCACAGGCCUCCACCGCUAUGUCUGGCUGGUCUAUGAGCAGGACAGGCCACUGAAGUGUGAUGAGCCCAUUCUUAGCAACCGAUCUGGAGACAACCGUGGCAAAUUCAAGGUGGCAUCUUUCCGCAAAAAGUACAAGCUCGGGUCCCCGGUUGCUGGCACAUGUUACCAGGCUGAAUGGGACAACUAUGUGCCCAAACUCUACGAGCAGCUGUCAGGGAAGUAGGGGAAAGCUGAGAAAGGAAACUAUUCUGGAGGCCCUGGGCAGUCUUCUCAAAUUCAGUGAUGCAUGUAGAUUUCUCCUCUUCCCAGCUCCCAUUGUCACAGGUGAGACUUUGAAGUCAGAUAGUGGUUUAGGGCCUUUUCCUGCUGCCUGUCCUUUAUACUUGUAGAAGGUCACACAUCCCAGUUUAUGUUUUGAUCAAAUUUGAACUUCAUUUUGGGGGAUGUUUUGUUACUGUGAUGGGGCCAUCAAAGUGUUAACUGUAAAAAUAGCAACCCAGAAUUUAAAGAAGAAAAUCCAGGUAAAAAGACCAAGUCUGUAACAGUAGAGCAAAGCAUCAAUGAAUCUUUAAGGGAGUCCCACUUUUCUGAUGUUGAGGCCUGGCCUUUUGGACGAACAGCAGUGCUGGCGGGGGGAGAGUUUGUCAGUGCUUGAAUCUGUGCUCCCGUCAAAAUGAUCACUCUUCACUGGUUUAAGUAAAGCUGACCUGGAGUUGCUGAAUGUUGUGUUCAUUUUGCUGUUUGCUUAUAGUUGAAUAAAAAUAAAAACAAUGAGUGGACUAACCAGGACUAUCGAGAUAUUUUUUCUU